Messenger RNA from Cyphomyrmex costatus, 4740 nucleotides. RefSeq names its product tribbles pseudokinase 2 (gene trbl). Bases 22 to 1092 code for a protein of 356 amino acids. Gene Ontology annotation, biological process: protein phosphorylation; positive regulation of proteasomal ubiquitin-dependent protein catabolic process; regulation of MAP kinase activity. The record is from RefSeq and is a predicted model, not a curated record. Lineage: Eukaryota; Metazoa; Arthropoda; Insecta; Hymenoptera; Formicidae. Gene Ontology annotation, cellular component: nucleus. The transcript has 3 exons. Gene Ontology annotation, molecular function: mitogen-activated protein kinase kinase binding; protein kinase activity; ATP binding.
GUAUCUGUGUGUGCGCGCAACAUGAGAGUGGCCAGGCAACAUCCACUGCAUUUGCAAGUAUCGACCCGCACCAACAAUGGCAAGUUCUUGGUCGGUACCAAUAGUAAUCAAGACGUCCAUCAGCCGUCACCGCAGCAACAGCAGCAUCCGACCAGUGACGAGAGCAGCGCGGUGGUGCCAGGUUGCGUCUUUCCGAGCUGCGAGUCAGUGCCUAGCGACCUUCACGGGAGCCCGACUAUACUGGGGGAUCGAUUUCUGCUUCUUGGUCCGGCCGAAGGUAGCGCUCUUUAUCGAUGCGUUGACGUACACAACGAUCAGCAACUCGUCGCCAAGGCGUUGACCGUGGGCGACAAAGGUUGCGAGGCGUUGCUGCAGGCCCACCUUCGUCUGGAGGGCACCGCCGCGGCGAGCGGCGUGGCUGGCGUAAUGGAAGCACCUGGAGGCCGGCGUUAUCUCCUCUUGGAGGGCCAUCACGGUGACCUGCACGCCUACGUAAGGGCACGCAGGAGACUACGCGAGCCCGAAGCAAGGCGACUAUUCCGGCAGGCGGCCAGGGCCGUGGCCACGUGUCAUGAAUACGGGGUCGUGUUGAGGGACCUCAAACUUCGAAAGUUUGUUUUCGCCGAUGAAGCGAGAACGCGGCUUCGCCUGGAAAGCCUCGAGGACGCGGUGAUCGUGGAGAACGACGACGACAAGCUGACCGAUCGGCGCGGCUGUCCGGCGUAUGUCGCGCCGGAAGUGCUGCGCUCCGGACGCGCCUAUUCCGGCAAGGCGGCGGACAUCUGGUCGCUGGGUGUGUUGCUGUACACGAUGCUGGUGGGCCGUUAUCCGUUCAACGACGCCGAGCACGCGUCUCUUUUCGCCAAGAUCUCGCGCGGCUUGUUCGCCGUGCCGGAGGGCCUGAGUCCACGCGCCAAGUGCCUGAUCCGCUCGCUGCUGCGAAAGGAGCCAUCUGAACGGCCAUAUGCUGAGGACGUGUCGCUACACCCGUGGCUGUCGAAGCCGUUGCGAUUAUACACGCCUACGUCCGGCAGCAGGUCCUCAUGCCAGGAUCAAAUCGUACCAGAGCUAUCUAUUAAUCCUCAAGACUGACUCUCUUUCGGGGAAAAAUCAUUAUUCCGCACGUGACGGCAUCGCUCUCUCUCUCUCUCAUCCUAGUGCUUCUCUCGCGUCGACAGCCGGCUGGAGUCCUCCGGCCGAGAGGGGGGAGUCAACGUAAUCAAAAGGAGAAAAAAGAAACGAAGCGAUUUUCUUUUAACACAUUGGCUGUGCCCGUAGAGCAGUAGCAAGUGAGCGGAUUGGCGAAAAGCGCAAAAUAUCUUGUCUAUCAAGAGUCCGAAAAAUACAUAUGCAAAAGAUCGAAUGAAACAACUAUUAUCAAAAGAGCAAUAUUCAAUAAAAAAUACUAUCUUGAAAAAGAUUCGUAAAAAUUGAGAAAUAUAUGUAUAUCUUGGCAAUGAAUGUGUUAAUGGCAGCUACUUUUACACACUUCGUUCAUAGAAGUGUGGGUCGCACAAUCUUCAACUUGGGUUAAAGACCCACACCGAUCCUUGCAUCGUGGAGAGACGUGUGAAUAAAUUCGGCUGAAAGUCCUCCUCUUUUCGUCGGUCGAGGGACGACCUAGAAUAAGCUUCGAAGAUAGAGCGUACUAAUAUGAGAAGAGUAAUCAUUCUCGAUGGAAUUUUUACAUAGAGGAGAAUAACCAAAGUCUCUAUCCUGAAUACAAUGCCCUGGAUUAUUUUCCUCGUUUACAGCUUUGGCCUGCGAGUUCGAAAGGUCGAAGUCGAAACCUUGAAUAAGAUGAUAUUAUGUCUCUCAUUAUAUAAAGAUAAGCUCACUCUAGUCCAGAGACGACUCGCGGUUGAAGCGUCGAACAGAGAAAGUAAUUGAGGGGAUCCUAAAUAUAAAAUAAAAUAGCGUCUCGAUUUUGGUCAUUCUCUGCUGUCAAUUUCGGAGGCAAUGUGACGCAAGUGAUUAGUCUCUAAAAGAAACUCUUUAUCGGCUAUAUAGAAUCCUAGAUUCAAAAAAAACAUUGCCAUUACCGGUCCAAGAAAUAUUUUACCUUGUUGCGUACAGACAUAUUCGCGCGCGCGCGUACGCACGAAUUUCUUGUGAUAGAAUCCGACAGAUUCUGAGCGACAUGUGAUACGAAAUAUACAGGUUCUUUCAUAAACGUUAUGCGGUUACUUGCGGUCAUCUGUCUCUGAAGUCCAAUGUACAUUAAUUAACGUAAACGAUCGAAUUUGAUGUUUGUAUUGUGCGUUAGACAUACAUCCUCGAUUUUCUCGAUAUUUUGCGUUACACUGCGUUAAUUUGCUGUAUACACGAGUAAACAGUUAUGUAAAUACAAGUGAGGGACAUGGAACUUAAUAGUAAGUUCAAGUACAACCGGUGAGCUUUGUAUAGUAUAAUGUAUAGUAUAAAGCGAUGAAUAUAUAUGAAUGGGAUCAAAGAUUGAGUCGGAUGCAAAGUUAAAAAUUACGCAAAAGAGAAAAUAUAAUAAUUCAGCACAAGAAGAUAAAUCGUAAUGACGACCAAACGUUUACUAGAACAGGUCGAACGAAUUUCUAAUUUCAAAUCCGACUCAUUCUUCCUGCAUGCCCGUUUACUUGUCAUUAUAUCACGGAGUCAAUCAAAUAUACUAGGCGAACAUAUUCAAGAAGAGGAAAUUGCUCGUUUGAGCGCAAUAAAACUUCAUUCUCCGACCUAAAAACAUUGCCUAAAAAGUUCAAGACUGCUUGGACGUGUGGCCUAUACAAUUAACUUUAUUAGAAAAAAAUGCAAAAUACGUUGCACAGUGAAGAUUUCUAACUUAAGAACAAUAAAAGAAUACGCUUCUGGAUUACUCGCACGACGGAGUAUCCAUGAAUAUAUAAAUGUGUUCAUCAAUGGCAAUGUUUUCAGGUAGAAGUAACUAUCUAAUGAAUCAAAGAUUUAUUCUCUUCUGACAUCGACUUCUAAAGUUAUCGCUUACGCGACGUAUGUACGGCUCACUAGGUUCCGAUUUUAAACGAAGCGAACGAUCGACAUUUUCUUUAAUCAGUUUGAGCACAUGAGGCUGUGCGUCCCAUUUAAAAAAUUUUUCUCUUGAAUAAGACUCUCCGAUCGAUAUAAAACUACGAAUAAUUCUCGACUACUUUCAGUAGACACUUUUGUCAUCGCAAGUCAAUUAUGAAAAUAAAAUUCCAAAGCAAACAUUAACAUUCUUAUUUGCAUCAAUGCUAGGUAACGUGAUAUUUUCAUAAAAUUAUUUUUCUCUUCGUAUUGUGGUGGAUUUAAUAAUAUCGUAAUUACUUUAGUAUUGAUAUUAAAUAAAGGAACACCGACGCUGCAGUUGUCGGUAGACAUGUCCAAAAUAAUACUCUUGAAAUGUUUAAUUCAAGAAGUUUAAAACUAGUAAUCGAGAUUAAAAUCGCCAUCUUCUAUAGACGAGACUAAUCCGAAAUAGUACCUCUUUAUCCUUUUUAAAUGAUAAAAUAGUUGCGAGGAGAGAAACCAAGUUUAUAAAUAUCGUAUCAAAUAAUUUCAGAAUCGAAAUUUGAUUCCGAUGAACCACAAUGCAUUGGUUUAGAUAUAUAUAUUCCAGACAAUUUUUUAUUCAAUUUGGAAGGAAAUUUUUAUGUGUGCUUUCCAAUUAUAAAUUCACUAGACAUCCUUUCAUGCAUACGAUGACACAAAUUGCGUUCUAAUGUCGUAAUCGUUGACACAACAACUCUACCAAUCAGCUGUGUAAGUUUGUAUUUUCUCGUGACGAUUACAGAGAUACGUUUCAAAACUCUGUCAAUCCGAAUAUCAUUUUAUCCUUGUUCACCGAAUAUUGAACAAGGAUAACAGAUAUUUAGAGUUGACAGAGUCGAGUUUUAGAACGCAUUUGAAGUUACUAAUCGCGAUAGUCGGUAGAUGAGAUUGGAGGACGUUGGGUGGCUGGCAUUUUUGCUUUUUUCAUUCAAUACAGAUGGAAAAAGCUACAUUUAUUAUAACUCAACUAUUCGAAACCGUGCACAACGUACACAUUUUGUUGUAAUUAAGUCUUACACAAUGUUACAUUUACUACAUUUUUGUUUACGUUUGUGUUAAUCAAUUGGAAAGCAUCCUGUGAUAAACGACUGCGGAUUACCAAACUGCUUGUUUCACGAAACAUCGGGAUUUCGGGGAACUAGACAGGAAAAUCGCGGGAUUGUUGAAGCACAGUUCAGCCUCAUGUGAAACAACUUGAAUCGAAUCCGUGUCGGACAACGAGGACAUUUCGUAGCUCGUCGAAAUCUUUGUGGUUUCGGCAUCGAAAUUGAAGAACGAAAAGCUCCGCACACGACGGGUUUGUCGAUCAGGACUGCGACCCGAUCCUUAUCUCGAUCCCUCGCGUUCGACAAAAGUACCAUGUGUUCUUGUAUUUAAAGAUACCUGUCUACCUAUCUACACGAAUUUUUUUGUAAUUUCCGCGAGAGAGAGAGUGAGAGAGAGAGAGAGAGAGAGAGAGAGAGAGAGAGAGAGAGAGAGAGAGAGAGAGACUCCUCUUUUCCUUUUUAUUUUAUAAUAUUCGCACACCGCAAUGGGGCACGGUACCCCAGACGCGGCACUAAGAUUCCUCUUCGUAUCGUUCUCAGUCAGGGUACAAAACGCCGCGCGCAUCCAUCGACGUUCAAUUUGUACAUAAGUUCGACGCGAUUAAAUCCUAUUGUAUUCAAUCAGUGUCUAGGUACGUUUAAGGGAAUUUCGUUUCUGUACAUAGAUAAAAUAAAG